Messenger RNA from Ilyonectria robusta, 1734 nucleotides. RefSeq lists its product as uncharacterized. The record is from RefSeq and is a predicted model, not a curated record. The coding region runs from base 1 to 1734 and encodes 577 amino acids. NCBI's taxonomy places the organism in Eukaryota, Fungi, Ascomycota, Sordariomycetes, Hypocreales, Nectriaceae. The transcript is spliced from 4 exons.
AUGGAGGCUGGUGAAUCAAGCGGCGCUCACCCACCGGGCCCUUCGACAUAUCUUUCAUUCAACAGGAUGAAGGUAACCAACAUUCCCAGCAUCACGGAGCUCCGCAAAGAGCUCGACUAUGGGCAUGCUCGCGAACGACGGGACAUUGUGUUCUACAAUACUGUACGAGCAUAUAUGUUUACAUUUGUGUCUCGGAAAGGCAUUUCUGGCCCGGAUCUACUCAAAUGGAAAUACCGUCCUCACCAAGCUGGUUUGUUGGAGAUGGCGUCGCAGUUCUUAGAUCAAGAUGCGAAGGGAGCAUUUUUUUGGCCCGAUGACCCUGCGGCACCAAACCAUGGCAAACUGCAGUAUUCUAAGGAACCCCGGCGGAUAAGAAACAUUAUGGUGCAACUAUUCUUCAAGAUCAACCAGCAACACAAAUGGAAGGGGAAUAAUCGAGCCGUUGCCGACCCUCAGCUGCCAGAACGAUCCAGCCCAGCCUGUCACACGAGGGAGCAACCAAAUUCCACGGGGCCCCAACAGCAGACUGAUUUCAAUCAUGUUUUGAGGGGCCACAGCGCCGAGUACGCAAUUGACGUCGAUAGCUUCACGCUCAAUGGCGAUGAUGUUGCGGAAACAAAGCCCGAUAAAUCUGUCUGGGACGAUGCUACCACGUCUACACCCGAACCGCCGUACACUUCCCAAUCCUUCCCACCUCUUUCAACUGAGCUUUUCGGUAACCAUAAGCCGAGUACGCAUGAGGAAGCUGGAGAACCAAGGGCAAGUUCACAAGUGGCGCCAAUGGCACCAAUGUACGACCCAUUCGACGGUCCAAACAGUCCUGAAUCGGAUGUCCCUCUCGCUAUCGAACGAGCAUAUCGUCUCAACAAACGCCCUACUCCACAUGCACGCGACGAGGAGGCGCCUCAGACGAAACGGCCUCGAUCCCAAAAUGACGUCCCGAGGCCAGUCGGCACAUAUCAUACCACCAACCAUGCCUCGUCUGCCAUUGCCUCAUCACGGGUGAUUUCUCCUCGGCGGCGAAACCCGCCACAUAAAGAAGGAUUCGUUACUGGAUCUGCCUACAACGAGGCCAUAGAGUCUCAGCUCUCCCCUACAGCUACGGCAUCUGUCUUAAGCCUGAACGAUUCGCAUGGCAUCAACAUGGGGGCAGAAUCAGCGACUCCACGCCCAAGUGCUCCGGAAGAACUGCUGCGAAACACCAUAGAGAAUGAUGCACACACCACAGAGUCAAUCAAUCAGGAUCCCCCGCCUCCGCCAAAAGUGUUAGACAGCGGUUUCGUCCCCAAGCCCGCACCAAAAUUACAGCCCGAGCAUGAGCCCAAGUCUGAGAAUGAGCCAUCAAAACAGCAGCCGACUUUGCCAAAAGUCAAUGUCAUCUUCAGCGUCAAUGUUUCACCGACUUUGAGCAAAAUCUGGAGUCCUAAAGGCAGUUUUCAAACGAAGUCACUUGCGGAUCUUGUCACGGAACUUCCUCUAAAAAGCAACUUCCAAGGUCUACAUUUUGCCCUGCAAGCACCUGGGAGAAGGUUUGAGAGCGAGGUUCUCCUCGGCGACGAGGACGAGUUUGAGAGCAUGAAAUUUCAUUUUCGCCGCAAGAUUAUGGAUGCUCGCCGUAAUCAUGCCACCACCAAAACUCUUCAUUUCGAGAUCUCAAUCAGCCCUCUCAGCGAUGACCAGAAUGAGGGUGGCGGAGAAUACGAAGGUGAUGAUAACGACCUUGAGAUUUUUUGA